AUGCGUUACUCUACCAUCGCAGUAGUCGGCCUCGCUGCCGUCGCCCAGGCCACAUGGGACGGCAAGUUCACCUACCCUCCCGGCAUUGAGCCUCUCGGCCUCGUCAGCGGCAACGCCGACUUCAACAUCAAGACCUUCGGUCCUUCCAAGGGCCCCUCCGACGACUGCAUCUCCGUCUGGCACCCUCCUCACCCGGACGUCUACAUCGACAACUGCGACAGCGACAAGGACAACGGCUGGCAUUGGGUCCACCCGGGCAAGAAGCCCGGAAAGGACAAGGACCAUGACAAGCCCGGCAAGGACAAGGACCACGACAAGCCUCACAAGACCAAGGACCAGCCCCAGCAGCCCACCGACGUCCCCGACACCCCCGACGAGCCGGAGCAGCCCCAGCCCACCACCGCCCCCGAGUGGAAGUGGACCACCUCCACCAUCACCCAGACCGCCGUCUCCACCAUCUUCAGCUGCCCGCCCUCCGUCCCCGACUGCCCCGCCAACGGCGGCGGCGGCGGCGGCACCCAGUACAAGACCGUCACCGUCCCCGCCGUCGUGACUAUCUGCCCCGUCCCGGUCAACCCCGCCCCCACCUCCGCUGUCCCCGUCGCUCCCCCAGCCGUGCCCACCCAGCCCGCCGCCCCCAGCGUCCCCGCCCCUCCCGCGACGCUCUCCUCCGUCGUCAUCCCCCCCGUCUCGACGGCCCCUCCCGCCGUCACCCCGCCCGCCGCCACAACCACCAAGCCCGCCGACGUCGGCACCGUCACCCGCCCCAACCCCACCGCGACCACCAGCCGCGCCGUCGUCACCGCCGCGGCCGUCCCCAACGCCCAGCGCGCCGGCGGUGUCCUCAUCGCCGCCGUUGCCGCCGCCGCGGCCUUCAUCUGA
Molecule: messenger RNA, 882 nt
Organism: Colletotrichum karsti
Lineage: Eukaryota; Fungi; Ascomycota; Sordariomycetes; Glomerellales; Glomerellaceae
Exons: 1
Coding region: 1-882 (293 amino acids)
Source: RefSeq, a predicted model, not a curated record